AAACAGUGUUAAGGCAGCCUCAGCAACGUUUCUCUAAAUUUGAAAUGUCAUUCAAAUUCUGGUGGGGUCCACUGCUACUGGCCUCUGCUUUUCUAUGGACAGUGACUCCUCUUCCACCACACCACCAAGUGCAUCACCAGCCACAAGGAUGUGAUUAUUCUCAAGGCAACUGGAUCAUUGAUGAUUCCUCCUUCCAUCCUCUCUAUGAUGCUUCAAGGGAUUGUCCUUUUAUUGGCCAGGGAUUUGAUUGCCAGAGAAAUGGAAGGCCUGACAAGCAGUACCUCAAGUAUAUUUGGAAGCCCUCUCACUGUGAUCUUCCAAGGUUUGAUGGUAAGAAGUUCUUGGAGAGAAACACAGGGAAGAAGGUAAUGUUUGUGGGGGAUUCCAUAAGCAACAACAUGUGGCAGUCACUCACUUGUUUGCUUCACAUUGCAGUCCCUAACUCAAAUUAUACCUUAAGAACUGUAACAAAGGAACUUUCUGUCUUCUCAUUUCCGGAAUAUGGAGCUUCAAUCAUGUGGUUGAAAAAUGGGUUCCUUGUGGAUUUGGUUCAUGAUAAAGAAAAAGGCAGAAUCCUAAAGUUAGACUCCAUUAGCUCUGGGGACCAGUGGAAACAUGUUGAUGCUUUGAUUUUCAAUACCUACCAUUGGUGGACUCAUACAGGACAUACUCAAACAUGGGAUUACUUUCAAGUGGGAAAUGAGCUAAUCAAGGACAUGGAUCACAUGGAAGCUUUCAAGAUUGGGCUAACUACUUGGGCUAAAUGGAUCGAUUCUAACAUUGAGCCUUCAAAGACUAGAGUCUUGUUUCAGGGAAUCGCUGCUUCCCAUGUUGAUGGAAAGGGGUGCCUGAAACAAACUCAACCGGAGCAAGGAUCAAUGGUGCCUUAUCCUGGUGUGGACAUUGUAAAGAGUGUCCUCAGAAACAUGGCAACUCCAGUUCAAUUGCUCGACAUUACUUUGCUGACGCAGCUACGGAAGGAUGGUCACCCUUCUAUAUACACAGGCCGUGGCAUUUCUUAUCAGGACUGCAGUCACUGGUGUCUUGCUGGUGUUCCUGAUACUUGGAAUCAAAUAUUGUAUUCUGCACAUCUUGGAAAUUAGUAUCUCCAUCCUCCAAAUAUAUAUAGAUAUCUUAUUUACA
Messenger RNA from Lotus japonicus, 1143 nucleotides. Its product is annotated as protein trichome birefringence-like 42. The transcript is spliced from 5 exons. Lineage: Eukaryota; Viridiplantae; Streptophyta; Magnoliopsida; Fabales; Fabaceae. Gene Ontology annotation, cellular component: Golgi apparatus. The coding region runs from base 45 to 1103 and encodes 352 amino acids. Gene Ontology annotation, molecular function: O-acetyltransferase activity. The record is from RefSeq and is a predicted model, not a curated record.